Molecule: messenger RNA, 1654 nt
Organism: Glycine soja
Lineage: Eukaryota; Viridiplantae; Streptophyta; Magnoliopsida; Fabales; Fabaceae
Product: F-box protein At1g10780-like
Exons: 4
Coding region: 226-1488 (420 amino acids)
Molecular function (GO): protein binding
Source: RefSeq, a predicted model, not a curated record
GAAUGAAACAUUGAAACGCACGCGCAGCAGAUUUUUGUUGUAUUUUGUGUAUUUUUAUUCAGAGAAAAUAUUUAAAUAUUGUGAGGGUAUGGUUUUCAAAAUUCGAAAUACCAAAAUAAAAAGAUGUCUUCCUCAAACUCCCGCUUCUUCUUCUCUAUCUCCAAUUAAGAGAGAGAAAGAGAUUUCGGCUAUGCCAUCCAGAUCUUUCCAUUUCCAUUAUUAGCUAUGGAUUCUAUGCCUGAUGCCAUUCUCCAAUGCAUCUUGUCCCGAAUCACCAAUGCUCGUGACGUGUCAUCUUGCAAUUGUGUUUCCAAGAGAUGGAAGGACUCCACUCCCUACAUCAGAACCCUCUACUUUCCUCGCAGCUCAUUUGAAACCCCUUCUUCUUCUUCUGAGGGUGCUGACAAUAUCAUCAAAAGAAUGGUGUCAAGAGUGGUGAAGUUAGAGGAGCUAAUUGUGUAUAGCCCCUUUUCCCCUGAUGGCCUUGCAUCAUGGCUCUCACUGGCGGGGCAAACUCUUCUUCAACUCGAGCUCCGAAUGGACAACCUUGCUGACAAUCGGGGCUUCCAUGAAAGCCCUUCCAAAUUGGACUAUAUUGGUGCUGCUAAGAAUUUGGAGUCUCUGAAACUGUGGGGUGUGUUGAUGGUGCGUUCCCCCAAAUGGGAUGUGUUUCCUAACCUCAAGAACCUUGAAAUUAUCGGUGUAAGGUUGGAGGACCCUGUGUUGAGUGUGGUGCUUCGCUCAUGCCCGGUUCUCACCAGGUUGUUGCUGCUUGGAUGUGAAGGGGUUAGGUCGGUCUCUAUUGAGUUGCCAUGUUUGGAGGAGUGUAAGCUGGAUUUUUAUGGGAUGGGGAACUCUUCUCUCACUUUGACUUCCCCGCAAAUUGAGUCCCUUGAGGUACAAGGCUGUAGCUGGAUUAGGGUCCCUGAAACCAAGCAUUUGAGGAAUCUUUCCAUAUCCAACAGUGCAGGGAGAGUGUAUAUGGUUGAUUUUGGAAAUCUUUCAGCUCUGGAGUAUCUGUGUAUGAGAGGAAUCCAGUGGUGCUGGGAUGCCAUUUGCAAAAUGCUGAGAUUGGCAAGUAAGGUGAAACACCUCUAUAUGAAGGUUGAAUUCACUGGGGACUAUGAUGCACUUCAACCCUUUCCAGAGAUUGAUUUUGUUGACUUCUUCAACAGCCAUCAAAAGCUACAAAAGUUUGAUAUUCAUGGAGCCAUGUUUGCAGCUCUAUGCCAGAAGAACAGUCUCAAACAUGUGGAUUCAGGAUUCGGGAUUCCGUUUUUGGAGGAGGUUGUGAUCACAGUGAGGUCACCUCUUAAUGCUGAACAGAAAAUGAGUACUCUUGAAUCAUUGCUGAAGUACGGGAAAAAUCUUAGGAGAAUGGUUAUAAAGAUUCUUGAGAUGAAGAGCUGCCAUAGUAGUGCUGAUGAUUUUUUUGACGAGAUUUGCCGGUUCAGAUAUAUGAACCAUAACAUAGUUCGAAUAGAAUAAAGCCCAUUAUUAUUUCUUGAUGCCUUCUUAAUUUCAGACACUUUUUCUUUGGAGCUAAUUAUCUGUUAAAUUUUUCUCUGGUAUACGAUUUUGUUGUAUUGAUUUUGAACUUCAUUUGAAAAUUGACUGUCGUUUUAGUAAAUUUGGAGAAUAAAUUUAGCAUCCC